UGCCCAGGCCCAGAGAGAGAGAGCGCAAAGCGCACUCGUCACCGUUCACUUCCUUGGGCACGCCGGUGACGGAAUUUAAAACACCCGUCUGUCUCUACAGCACUAUCUCCAUUUUCUGAGCUCAAAUUCUCGGUUUCGAAUCGAUUCUGAGCCUUUCGUGUCCUACUUUCCGAGCUUUCUAUGAAUUUUUAGAUGUAAAAUUUGAUGAAAUUUUCCUUGGUGUGAGUAUCAAGAACGAGCAACCAGGGUGCAUUCUCUAGGUUUUUAGUUGGACAAAAUGGAGGCACGCCCUGCUGUAUCCAUUCGAAGAUCAGGUGCAAAUCAGCUCAGUAGCAUGGGGAUUUCUGGAACACUGUCUUCAUCUUUACCAGUCCUUCCAACCCCUUUGGAAGAAACAUAUCCUAAGCUACCAGACUCUCAACAGGUUUCCAUGGAAAGAGAACUUGUAACAAGGCCUCUUACCCAUGUGAGUCAUUUAUCCUCGAACAGUGGAGUAGUUGGUCACAUGUUUUCAUCAUCCUCGGGAUUUUCUUCAGAUCUUCAUUACUCAUCUCAUUCACCCCAUGAAAAGCUUUCAAGAAACAGUCCUUUUAUUUCUCAGUCAUCAACUAAUGGGGCAUCUUUACCAUUCACACAUUCUUCUCAUUCAGAACCUCUUGAAUCUACAACGUCAAGUCAUUAUCCUAAAGAAAACACUGCUUCCUGGCAUACUGAUUCACUUCCAAGUUUUCUUGAUUUUCCUGUAAAUACCUCUAUUGAGAAUGGUCAGGUAGAAAACAGUAAUUGUAGUGCUGUCCUGGCAUCUGAGGAAUUUAGUAAAUGGGCAGACCAGCUAAUCACCGAUGAAGAUGCUUUGGCUUCUAAUUGGAAUGAGCUUCUUGCUGACACCAAUGUUGCAGAGUUGGAACCAAAGAUGGCAUACCAGGUGCCCAAACUAUCUCCAAAUUUUCAAUCGCACCAGUCCCAAGUUCAUCUGCAGUUUCCUGCUCCAUCUGGAGAAAUUCAUGCUGUUGCUGCCCCCUCUUCCUCAGCCCCUGCCUCUUCCUCAGCCCCUGCAAAGCCACGCAUGCGUUGGACACCAGAACUUCAUGAAGCCUUUGUGGAGGCAGUCAAUCAACUUGGUGGUAGUGAAAGAGCUACUCCAAAGGGUGUGCUGAAGAUCAUGAAAGUUGAAGGGUUAACAAUCUAUCAUGUGAAAAGCCAUUUGCAGAAAUAUAGGACAGCCAGAUACAGACCAGAGUCGGUAGAAGGAUCCUCUGAGAAAAAAUUGACUCCUAUAGAAGAAAUGUCAUCUCUUGACUUGAAAACAGGUAUUGAGAUUACUGAAGCUCUGCGGUUGCAGAUGGAAGUUCAGAAGCGGCUUCAUGAACAGCUCGAGAUUCAAAGAAAUCUACAGUUGCGUAUAGAAGAACAAGGAAGAUGCCUCCAAAUGAUGUUUGAGAAGCAAUGCAAGUCUGGUAUUGACAAGCUGAAGGCACCAGCAUCCACUUUGGAGAACCCCUCUGCUGCGUCUUCCGAUGCAGUACCGGGUUCCCCUGACAAAAGCGAACCGGAAGCCUCCCAGGUAGACCACGGUAAAACAAUAACUGAUCCAGGUAGUGCCAACACUAGGAUGGAAGAAAGUUCGCCGGAGCAAAAGGCACCUGAAACUAAAGCUCCUCAGAAUUCUGAGCCCGAUGCUUGUGAAGCUAAUUCUCAACCCUCAAAGCGUCCAAGAAAGGAUGAAUAGCCCAUAUUCAUCGGCCAAAUCAGCAUUGGACUGAGAAGAGGUUACUUAUUAAUGGAAAAUAUUAUUCUUGAGAGACAUAGCUGACUGAUGGAUAGAGCUUUGGAACUGGAGCUGGGGUUCCUCUCUUGUCUUUCUAUUAUAUCAUAUGAUUCUCAAGGACAAUUUGCAUGUGCAGUAACAAAGUUGAGUCAAGUUUUGAUCAUAAUUUUCUUCAACCGUACAAAUCCUCUCAUUUGUACGCUUUAAGUUAAGCAAGGAUGAAGACGCAUAAAGAAUUGUUGCAAGAAUCCUGCUGAUUAUGCCUGCAUGGGAGUCUAUUUUGCAGUAAAAAUCUGUGGCCUCAGUUUUAAGCUAUCAAGAAUCAAUAAUCAUUUCACUCC
Corylus avellana is the source of this 2109-nucleotide messenger RNA. RefSeq names its product protein PHOSPHATE STARVATION RESPONSE 1. Gene Ontology annotation, molecular function: DNA binding; DNA-binding transcription factor activity. NCBI's taxonomy places the organism in Eukaryota, Viridiplantae, Streptophyta, Magnoliopsida, Fagales, Betulaceae. The record is from RefSeq and is a predicted model, not a curated record.